This is a messenger RNA of Hyaloscypha bicolor E, 1601 nucleotides long. Its product is annotated as glycosyltransferase family 58 protein. The transcript has 3 exons. Gene Ontology annotation, molecular function: dol-P-Man:Man(5)GlcNAc(2)-PP-Dol alpha-1,3-mannosyltransferase activity. Bases 149 to 1447 code for a protein of 432 amino acids. NCBI's taxonomy places the organism in Eukaryota, Fungi, Ascomycota, Leotiomycetes, Helotiales, Hyaloscyphaceae. Gene Ontology annotation, cellular component: endoplasmic reticulum. The record is from RefSeq and is a predicted model, not a curated record.
AGCGGCCGAUGACGAGGCGCGUCAAAAGGUCCGAGCCAGCCUUGCGUUCCGUGUCUCAGAAACCGUGUUCCGAACAUCCCAUUUGCACUUCUCUCAAACGUCUAACUUCCAAACAUUGAAUUUUUAAUCUUGGCGAAAGACCUUGAGGAUGGCAGAAGAAGAGAGUGAGCCUUCAAGGCAUGUAGCCUAUUAUCGACAGGCAAAGGAUCUCGCACUGGGCCAGCACCCGCUGUCGAAAUAUGGACCUCCCUUGUUGCUCGUAUUUGAUGCGCUCCUCACCAGUUUGAUUAUUUCGAAAGUUGCUUACACGGAAAUCGAUUGGAAGGCGUACAUGGAGCAGGUCGAGCAGUAUAUGAAUGGAGAACACGACUACACCAAGAUCAAGGGCGGUACAGGCCCGCUGGUAUAUCCCGCUGCUCACGUGUAUAUCUACUGGAUUCUUUACUAUGUAACGGACAAAGGGAAAGAUAUUUUGCUUGCGCAGAGGAUAUUUGGGAUUUUGUAUUUGAGUACAAUUGGGACCGUGAUGGCGUGUUACAGAAGGGCUAAAGCUCCUCUGUAUAUUUUCCCAAUGCUAGUACUCUCGAAACGACUCCAUAGCAUUUUCGUUCUUCGAUUAUUUAACGACUGCUUCGCCGUAUUCUUCCUCUGGGUGGCAAUCUACUUCUUCCAAAGGCGAUUCUGGACAAUAGGGAGCAUGGCAUACAGUUGGGGGUUGGGUAUCAAGAUGUCACUUCUUCUGGCCCUGCCUGCCAUUGGGGCCAUCCUCUUCCUCGCAAGAGGUGUCGGAGGUAGCUUCAAACAAGCAUGGCUCAUGAUACAAUUGCAGAUUGUGAUCGCUUUCCCAUUCAUGGCGAACUUAAUGGGAUACCUAAGCAGAGCAUUUGAAUUCUCGAGGCAGUUUCUUUUCAAGUGGACAGUCAAUUGGCGAUUUGUCGGAGAGGACGUGUUCUUGAGCAGAGAGUUUUCGGUAUCUCUGCUUGUAGGACACAUCAGCACCCUCAUACUCUUCGCAACAACAAGGUGGCUGCGGCCUGCCGAAAAGCCAAUAUCUGAGCUGCUCAGAAAUGCGGUGAAGUUUGAGGAACCGGGUGGGAAGAUGCAGCAUGCCAUUUCUAUUCGAAUCUCGCCGAACUACAUCUUGACGACCAUCCUCACAGCCAACGCCAUUGGCAUUCUCUUCGCCCGUUCGCUCCACUACCAGUUCUAUGCCUACAUCGCACCCGCUACGCCAUUCCUUCUAUGGCGAAGCGGGUUGCACCCAGUCUUUCAAUACGCCUUCUGGGCUGUUCAAGAAUGGGCGUGGAAUGUGUAUCCGAGCACCGAUGCCAGCUCUAUGGUUGUAGUGGGUAUCCUUUUCCUCACGGUUGCGAGUGUGUGGUGGGGGACUCGGCACGAUUUUGUAAAUCCGAAAGGCGAGGGCGCGGCAAGUAAGAGGUGGACUUGAGCAGGUAGAUGGUAUAUUGGACAUCCCUUCUAUUCUUCUUCCGAAUCUGAUGGGGGCAUCUUGCCGGCGGUCGAUUCCUCGUCGGAAUCCUCGGGGUAUGAAGAUGCCUUGGCGAAUUCCUUGGGCCUGAAGCAUUGUUAGUAAAUGAUGCCAC